Messenger RNA from Bursaphelenchus okinawaensis, 1573 nucleotides. Lineage: Eukaryota; Metazoa; Nematoda; Chromadorea; Rhabditida; Aphelenchoididae. The record is from the annotation of a GenBank genome assembly.
AUGCGCCACUUUACAUUGAUUGCUUUGUUCACAUUCAACAUUGUACAGAUUUUGGCUAGAGAACAGAACGUUAUAGCGAACGGUCGGCUAAUGUGCGGAAGUUCGCCAGCAGUAAAUGUGCGCGUCAGUUUGUAUGACAUUGAUACAGGUAAGGGGGAGGGGUUGGUUUUUUUGAGGGGGGGGGGAGAAAAAAUAGAGAAUGUGGGAUGGCGUUUAAGAAGCAUAAAUUUUGAUUACCUUUACAAUGUAACACUAAAAAUGCUAUAAAUUUUUUAAAUUCCAUUUUUAUAAGCUCAAUUUCAAAUUGACGGCUUUGAUAAAGGUGUCACUUUUGGUUGUCAUAAAUUUAUAUUAUUUUUGUUAAAAAAGAUUGUCAAAGUAAAAAAACAUUAAAAAUACAAUUUUUAUUGUCACAUUGUCUGAUGUUUGCUAUUUGCAGCGCCCGACCCCGAUGAUCUCCUCGACGAAAUGUUUACGGACAUUGAAGGCGAAUUCGUUGUAAGAGGCUCAACCGCCGAAGACACUGAUAUCGAGCCCAUCCUGAAGGUAACACAUGAUUGUGAAGAUGAUAACAAGGUAAUUCUGAUUACAAUUUUAUGCUUUUUGUUACAAAAUUAUGUUAAAAUUUUUUUUGAAAAAAAAGGUGCAGGGGGGGGGGUGCCAAGUUCAACAUAAAGUAGUGUCAUUUUUGAUAGUGUAAGGAUUGAUAUAGGGUGAAAUGGUAUUUUUAAGCAAGUUUAUUGACUUCAAAAUGUGUUUUUCAAAAAUUGUUUAAAAUCUCUUUGAUUAUACACAGAAAACCACCGGUAAAGUUUUGUAACAGAACUUUUGGCGCACCUUAUAAAUCAUUUUUUUUUUGAAAUCACGUUGAAAUUCUUUCAAUUUUAAGCUGUUUUCUUCAAUGUUCCGGCUUCUUCUUCACGUUAAAGCUAGUUUUUGUUCUAGUUUUUUCUGUUAAGAUGAUUUUUUGAUAACCUUUUUCGAGUGUUAAGAUGAUUCUUGAGGUUAUCAGUCUGUUUUUUGUAUGGAAAUUUUGCUAAAAAUAUCUAAAAGCUUGCACUUGUUUGUUUAAAGAUCACGUAAGAAUUUCGAAUUUCAACGAAAAAUGCGUUUUUUCAUGUUGUUAUAGGGGUUUUGGGCUAAAUUGGUUCGUUUGAAGAUGCCUUGCGUUAAUUUGAGGCGGAUUUUGUGGGUUAUGAUCCCUUACACAAGGCCAAGUUUUCGUGGUGGGAAACAAGUAUGAAUUGUAGGGCUGGGGCUAGUGUUAGGCUAAAUCAUGAGAUUUAAAAAAAUUAUUAUAAAUUGAUGACACUUUUCAUUUAAAAUGACAUUUUUAAACUGACAUCUUCUUCAGAACCACCAAGGCAGAAGAAUAGUUACCUUCGCCAUCCCAUACAGCUAUGUCACCCUCCGUGGCAUGCCUCACAAACGCUUCGAAUUGGGAACGAUAAACUUGGAGACUAAGUUCCACAACGAAGAACGACAAGUCCCAUCCGCCAAGAUCCGACGACAUCAUUACUAUCCACGAAGACUUAACUAUGACAAUGAUUUUGACAUUUUCGACAGUUUCUGA